Molecule: messenger RNA, 510 nt
Organism: Drosophila pseudoobscura
Lineage: Eukaryota; Metazoa; Arthropoda; Insecta; Diptera; Drosophilidae
Exons: 3
Coding region: 1-510 (169 amino acids)
Source: RefSeq, a predicted model, not a curated record
AUGGAUGGUUGGAAUGUGGGCAAGGACAGGGACGGAGACAGGGACAGGGUUGCGAACAGCAAGGAGAUGGUCGAAAGGGCUGAGCUGUGCAACUACUGCCCUCGCCAUGAGGUGUCGUUGCCCGUCAUCGAGAUUGUGCAGCAGAACGACACCCCAAAAGUCCUCGAACUCUGUUCCCGCUGCUCGGUGGCCUCCAUCAAGCGUUACGGGAAGUCGAACAAAAAAAGGAUUCCCGCUGUACCGACGUGGACAAGUUCUCCCGCAUGCAUGGCAGAACGUCGAAUCAAGUUCCCCACCGACUCGGGCCAACCGAAGAUCUCUGGCCGCAAAUAUUGCGAUGCCAACAACUACUACAAGAACUUCUUACCGCACCUGAAGAAGGCUGCCUUUGGGGUCAUCAAUUCCAUGGAGUUCAUGUCCGAAACGGAUCAGCUUCUGAGCAUUCUGAAGAUCACACACGAAUCCUUCACAGUACCUUCGCUAUCCGGGAAGACCCUUGUAAAAGCUUAG